CCCGGAAAAGCGUGCUGUGCGGUCCCUUUCGAAAAAUUACGGUGUCAAUCUCGGUCGGACCGUUUUUCGAGACACGGUAUAUUAUUUAUGUUUUCGUACUAUUUCACAUCCGAUGAAAUUUGUUCGUAAAUGAUUUUAGGAUUUUUAUGUCAUCAAAAUUGUUUCUAUAAUAAAAGUAUAUUAUUUAAAAAAAAAAACACAUAUUUUGUUAGAUAUGAUACGGUCGUCGAACGUCUAAUAUAUUUAUUACCAGUCUGCUGUCGCCACCGUCGUCGUCGCAGUGUCGAGUGUUUUGAAGAUUACUACGGUUGUGCCGUGUGUGUACAUAUAUUAUAAUUUAUGUGCGAAUAAUAAUAAUAUAUCUAAUCGAUACUGUAACCGAUCGUCCUUUUAACAGCGUAUACUUGCUAUUUAUUCGUUCUCUGACAACUUAACGUCCGUUAUUCGCGAACGCGUCAAAUCACAAAUAAAUUGUUUAAAAAACAAAAAAUUUGUGAGGUUCCUUCCGGUCGUUGUCAACGGAGAGUUUUGAUCUACUUCCACCGCCGUACUCGCAUUUCCACGGAAAGCAGUCGAGUCCGCGGGGCGCCAUGACAGGACGGCAACGUCGCAAAGCCCGCAACCAAUAGCGGGCACCAGAACUGUUGACAUUUCGAUGUUGCCACAUUUCAACCGAAGCCGCCGUCGCCAAGUGCAAUGGCCGCCGCAGAAAUCGCAACCAAGAUCGCGGUAAAUUUCACAGAAAAUUUCACGGCCAAUAUCACAGCAAAUGUCACUUCAAAUGUCACAGUCAACGACACGUUACUACACGACCAAACGACCUCCGAUCUUUACAAGGUGCCGGCCCUAUUGGUCGUCGUCCUAUCCGUGCUUUACGGUUCGAUAUCAGUGAUAGCUGUGGCCGGAAACGGAUUGGUCAUAUGGGCCAUCGUCACCAGCAAGCGGAUGCGGUCGGUCACCAAUCACUACUUGGCAAACUUGGCGUUCGCUGACAUACUCAUUGCACUCUUCGCCAUACCAUUCGAGUUUCAAGCUGCUCUGCUGCAACGAUGGAACCUACCGUCGUUCAUGUGCGCUUUUUGUCCAUUCAUUCAUGUCCUUUCCAUCACGGUUAGCGUAUUUACACUUACCGCCAUAGCUGUGGAUCGACGCCAAGCCAUUCUCAAUCCGUUCGCUGCAAGGACAUCAAAGACCCAAUGUCUGUGCGUGAUCGCAUUGAUUUGGAUCGCCGGUCUGGUGCUAAGUUCUCCGAUGGCGUAUGCACAACGAGUGGUUUUCGUGUCCGAGGACUGGCCGUUCUGCCUUAACGUCAAUCUGUCUAGCAACGUGAUGCUCGUGUAUAGGGCGCUACUAGUGGUCGUACAAUACGUCAUACCGUUGUCAAUCAUGACGUGGGCCUAUUCCGGAAUAGGAUUCGCAUUGUGGGGUUCGUCGGCUCCCGGAAACGCGCAGUCACAGAGAGACUUGAAUCUGAUGAGAAAUAAAAAGCGGGUCAUAAAAAUGCUUAUCAUCGUCGUCGCACUAUUCACAUUAUGCUGGUUACCCCUGCAAACGUACAAUAUAUUACAGCACAUAUUUCCUCAAAUAAACGAGUAUCCUUAUAUCAACAUAAUUUGGUUCUGUUUCGAUUGGUUUGCCAUGAGUAAUAGCUGUUACAAUCCAUUUAUUUAUUCAAUAUAUAACGAAAAGUUCAAACAAGAGUUCAAAAUGCGGUUAGACUUCAUGGCGGGAAAGAGGCGGCUAACCAGGGAUCUGAGCGCGUUUUCCAGCGGCCGUUUCGAGUGGCGCACCAAUCACGUGAACACUCACGAACGAAAUCUGAAGCAUAGCUCGAUAGUCACCAACGACACGCCACUGAUACUCACGCCUGACGCAUAAUCGAACGAUUGUUGACCGAUCGAAGGGCUGCGGCAUCGUGAGACGUUAUUGAUUUAAUAUUUAUUUCGGUGUAAUUGUUAUUGUUGUGGUAUCAAUAUAAAAUAUUAUAUUUUUUU
This is a messenger RNA of Aphis gossypii (cotton aphid), 1994 nucleotides long. RefSeq names its product tachykinin-like peptides receptor 99D. Gene Ontology annotation, biological process: G protein-coupled receptor signaling pathway. Bases 697 to 1878 code for a protein of 393 amino acids. The transcript is spliced from 7 exons. Lineage: Eukaryota; Metazoa; Arthropoda; Insecta; Hemiptera; Aphididae. The record is from RefSeq and is a predicted model, not a curated record. Gene Ontology annotation, cellular component: membrane. Gene Ontology annotation, molecular function: neuropeptide Y receptor activity.